AUGAACCCAACCAAAACCCCAGGCCAGCAUAAUGGACUUUCUGGGCAAAAUGGCCCCCAAGCUGGUGGUGAGAAAUCAGAUAUUAGAGUUAUCUCUGCCAAUGGGGACCUGAUUCUCGAGUACAUCGCUCCCGCUGACUCUUCAUCGUCACCCACCAAGCACAAAUGGCGGGUGGCAAGUGAGCUUCUUAUCAGUCACAGUCCAUAUUUCCAAGCCUUACUGGACCCCACCAAGUUCUCUGAGGGAAGGCAAUUCAGUGCCCAAAAGCAAGCCUGGAAUGAAACGCAAAUACCAGAUUCAGUCUCGCACCAUGCGCUACCGACAGUCAGGCUUCCCGGUGUCCAAUCUACUAGCAUGUGCGGAGGAGAUGCCAUCGAGUUAUUUUUGAAGAUCAUAUGUCUGGAUUCUUUCGAUGAAGCUGAAAGAGUUGUGUUUGAAAAUGACUUGAAGACCCAGUCUACAUCGCUUGUUGCGAGGAUGAUCGACCUUGCAGAUUCAUUGAAUUCUCCUCGUGCUGUUCAAGAUGUUCUACAGAAGAUUGGAUAUUUAUAUGGCAAGACAAAGCCUGCGCUCCUUGCUAGGUUUAAUUCAACCUUGUUGUCAAUGAAGGAAGAUCGGAUUCGACAGAUCAUCUUCAUAUCCGCCUUCCUUGAUGAUUCAAGACUCACUAGAAUCAUGACCCAUGCGUUGCUGGUUGUGGGCUCCAGAUACUGGAUAAACGGGCUAGAUGGCCCCGAGGAAGAAUCUUUGCGCUGGAAAUAUCUACCAAAUGGCUUAGAAGAGGAAGUCUAUCGUCGACGUCAGUAUGUUUUGAACACCAUAACCGACCUACAGGCUCAUUUCCUCCGAGUCUAUGGCGGUCUGGAAGAAACCGACAUCGCAAGGUCCGCAGCCAACAGCAGAACAUUGGGCGCAGCUUUCACCGCAUCUGCACAUUCGCUUCUUCAAUCUCGUCAAUUCCAAUGCCGAGGCGGAUUCAACAACGCCAGCCAAUGCGACCUCUUCCAACUCGGCCAGAUGAUCCGAUUUUUCUCAAUAUGCGCCAGAACAAUCUUCCUGGGAUCGACAUUGAUAGACCCGGAUUUCGACUCAACUUCCAACGAUGGCGAUCACAUAGCUGGCGAAUCCCAACCACCAGGCCCACCGUCUGAUAUUACGGUCAUCAUCGCCUCUAUCAAACAGUAUCCCGAUUAUUCAAUCGACGAAGCCCACACCGGGUGCGGCGUGCGCCGUCGAAUCAUGCCUGCUUUGGAGUGCAUCGAGAAGUUUGUCUGGGAUGACCGUGGUCUUCUGGGUAUCACCCCAGCCUCGGAAACUACAGUUUCAGACCCAUCUCGACCCUCGAAAUGGACGCGGUGGGCAGACUUCACGCGAAAGAAACACGCGGUCGAUAUCUCUUUUGCCAGAGUCACGGCCGUGUACUACCCUUCAGCACCGUCGAAAAACCAAGUCACCCGUUCGACGCCACAAGAAGAACUUGCACGGUUAUUGUUUACUGCUGCGCGAAGGGAUUGGAGUGCGGCAGGCUCAGGCUAA
Penicillium griseofulvum is the source of this 1536-nucleotide messenger RNA. RefSeq lists its product as uncharacterized. The record is from RefSeq and is a predicted model, not a curated record. Lineage: Eukaryota; Fungi; Ascomycota; Eurotiomycetes; Eurotiales; Aspergillaceae. The coding region runs from base 1 to 1536 and encodes 511 amino acids. The transcript has 2 exons.